Nerophis lumbriciformis (worm pipefish) is the source of this 1317-nucleotide messenger RNA. It is a transcript of the gene arl2bp, whose product is annotated as ADP-ribosylation factor-like 2 binding protein. Gene Ontology annotation, biological process: maintenance of protein location in nucleus; positive regulation of tyrosine phosphorylation of STAT protein. NCBI's taxonomy places the organism in Eukaryota, Metazoa, Chordata, Actinopteri, Syngnathiformes, Syngnathidae. Gene Ontology annotation, cellular component: mitochondrial intermembrane space. The record is from RefSeq and is a predicted model, not a curated record.
CCUACAGACACCUCCCCCUCUAAGCCCCUCUGGCCCAGCCGGCUUGGAGGAUAGUGCCGCAGUGAAAGCAUCCGAGCUACGCGUUCUGGUCAGAGGAGGCCUUGAUGGAGGGGUGACGAUAGGAAGCAGACGAGCGGAUGGGGAAGCCAACUGCAGCAGGAUUCCUGUGUGCAGGCCUGCGGGGAGGACAUUGUAGAAAUGGUUGACAUGGAAGACGAAACAUUUGCCAUUUCCAGUUCCUCAGCCAUAGAUACAGCCUUCGACUCUGUUAUUGGAUGCAUAGAGGACAUCAUCAUGGAGGAGGAGUUCCAGCAGCUGCAGUUGAGCUUCAUGGAGAAACACUACCAGGAGUUUGACAACACUGAUGAGAACAAGCUCAGCUACACAACCAUCUUCAAUGAUUAUGUGGAACAGUUGGAAAAAUACGUGGAGCAGCAGCUGAUCAGGAGGAUCCCGGGCUUCAACAUGAGCACCUUCAUUGAACAUCUCAUGCAGCACAAAGACGAGGUGUCAGGUGACAUAGUGGACAUUCUGCUGUCUUUUAUUGAUUUCAUGGCCUUCAAGGAGAUGGUUCUGCAAUAUAAAGUGGAAAAAGAGGGACGGAGUCUGGACCUGAGCCAAGGCCUGGUCGUCACACCUUUGACCCCUGCAGCCUCUAGCUACUCUGGAUGCAAUCAAUCACAGUGACACACAGACCAUAGACCCAAGUAUGUGUUUAUGUGAAAUAUUUUUUAUUUGACGUAGUGAUCAGCUCACCCAGUCAACAGACAAUCAUUUAGAUGGAUGGACAAUUUCAAGUCUCCAACCGACUUCUACAUAGAUGUUUUUGGACUGAUGGAGGAAGCCAAAUUAGCACCCACACAAGCAUAGGGAACUCCACACAGACAGAGUCAAGAGUCAAACCCACAUCCCAACUUGAACCUUCUUCUUGUCGUGCAGUGCUAACUAGUGCAGUCCCUUCUAAAUCUUUGUGCAUGAUUAAGAUGAAAAAUACAUGUGACAGCAGCCUCAUUGUCAUUUUACUGUCUUCUAUUCAUAAAUGUAUUCUGAAGGGUUCUUUUGAAGAAUACUAACAUUUUUGUUUGCAGAGAUAAAAAAAAUAAAUAAAAAAAAAGCCAAUGUUAGCCUAAAAGUUUUAAGCUUGACUAAACAAGAGUCCCGGACAUUUUUAUGACAUGUAUUAUUGUUUGGAUUGAGUUUUGUGCCUGUGACAGUGAUUUUUAAAUGUGUAAAUAGUGAUUUUGUAUAGUAUAGUUGUCAAUAAUGAAAAAUUGUGUGCUAUUUUACUGCUACUUUCUAAUAAACAAAAGCCUGAAA